Drosophila bipectinata is the source of this 581-nucleotide messenger RNA. Its product is annotated as venom allergen-1-like. The record is from RefSeq and is a predicted model, not a curated record. NCBI's taxonomy places the organism in Eukaryota, Metazoa, Arthropoda, Insecta, Diptera, Drosophilidae.
CCGAAAGAUGUAUUUUCAUGGGAGCAGUAAUUGUGUUUGGUUUUGCUUCCCUGGGAGCCUCGUUCAAUGGAAACUAUUCUGAUCACAAUGCUGAUCCAAACCGAUUUUGCAGGGUAAAGAACUGUUCACCGAAUUUGACAUUGCCGCACAUUGGCUGCAACAGUACGCAAAUACAACCGUCCAGUUGCGGGAAGGACCUAAAACUCCACCCCAUGUCAACCAAACUUAGAACACAUAUUGUUAAUCAGCACAAUAUUUUCCGAAACUUGGUAGCUUCCGGAAUGGUGAACCGAAUUCCCGGAUCCGGAGCCAUGCUUAAGCUGAGGUGGGACCAUGACUUAGAGGAAGUAGCCAGCCAUUUGGUUAAACGCUGUACCCUUCAUGCCCCCAAGGAGUGCUUCUCCACUUCUGAAUAUGAAAACCCCGGCUUUCAAUCAGUUUACAACAAGUUUAAAAAGGCUCAGAAUGCCUUCAUGGUUGUAAAGUCGCAAAUGUACACUUGGUACGAACAGAACAAACACGCGAGUGUGCUGAAUGUGGUUGGUGGAUCCUCUAAAAACACUGAGUGAGUAUUAAUGACA